AGGGCCAAACCCAAUUUCAAAAAGUAAUAUCCGAGUUCAAAUAGUUGGAAACUUUUAACCGAACAAUUUUAAUUUGUUUGGGAGCGGAGCGUCCAGGUAGAUGCCAGCUAAAGUAUCCGUUGGAAGAAACUGAAUGAUCUACAUGUUUGAAAUUCUUUUCCCAUCAUGAUAAUUGAUAAUUUACGUUUGACACGAGUUUUUCAGGUGAAGUGAUAGAAGCAGAUUUUUACACAUCUGAGAUAUACAAUUCCAUGCAUGCAUAAGAUGAUCGAGCUCUUAGGGUUUGAUGAUGUGUAGAUGAUUACCCAGGGCUUAAACAGGGAUGCAUAUGUGGGAAGAGUAGACGCAAGCUUGCUUCCAGAAAUUGCAGCAAACUACAAAGGAAAACCACAGUGCGAGGAAGAAAUUCUUGCGUGGCUCUCAGGCUUCUCGGUCAGGGUCCCUUCUUAUUAAUUCGAUAUCCUAGCUGAUCUUCUAUUGCUUGAAAAUCAGGUCCUCCUCCUUGGGCUGUUCGAAAUGGAGGACAAGCACACAGAAGAAACGGCAAGGACAGAGCUGCUAAGAAUGAUACUCGAUGGUAUAAUUGCCUUGGCUCACCCUUUCUCGUAUUCGGUGCACCCAAAAACAGGGGAAUCACCAACAGAGCUUAAAGAGAGCGACACAAAAUUGAAAGAAGCCCUACCGUUUAAAGCAUAACAUUCUGAAGCAAUACAAUCACAUUUUGGGAUUUUUCCAUGAUUUCCAAAUUUGGUGGGUUUCCAGGGUUUUUAAUCUUACAUCACGUUAACCAUUCUUGAGAACUUGCGUGGCUCUUCAAUCCCUAGACUCUAAGGCUUGAUCACUUUGGAACCUUGAUCAGGUUCCAUCCUAAAUGACCUUCGAUUGCUUGAGAAUCAGGUCCCCAUAGUCCUCCUCCUUAGGCUAUUGGAAAUGGAGGACAAGCACACAGAAGAAACGGCGAGGACAGAGGUGCUUGGAAUGAUAUUCGAUGGUAUAAUUGUCCCCAUAGUCCUCCUCCUUGGGCUGUUGGAAAAGGAGGACAAGCACACAGAAGAAACGGCGAGGACAGAGGUGCGUGGAAUGAUAUUCGAUGGUAUAAUUGCCCUGGCUCACCCUUUGUUAUAUUCUCUGCAGCCAAAAACAGGGGAAACACCAACAGAGCAUAAGGAGCGCGAGACAAAUUUGAAAGAAUCCCUAUAGUUUAAAGCUUAAAUUUCUGAAGCAAUACAGCCACAUUUUGGGAUGUUCAUAAUACACGAACAGAGGGUAGCCAUCAUCGUUAGCUUCGUGCUCUUCUCCCUGUGAUUUUGAUAUAGAUAUCUGAUGCUACAAAUUUGAUCUUCAGGAACCUCAUGGCUGUGGACCUCUCCCAAGAAAAAAAACUCACUCCUACUUUAAAGAAUGGGUUUCCAAUUAAUACUUUGAUCCAGUCUUAAAAGGACGUGGCUCUGCUGAACAUGGCGAUAAAAAUGAAAACUCUGCAAAAGAGCUGGGAUGAACCUACACAAAAUCGUCCAAAAGGCCAGGGACAGAUGGCUUUAGGCCCCUUCUUCAUGUAAAUGCUCAAAAUCAGGACAAAAAGAGUAAACAGGGUCAGUAAAAGUCCAAAUUGUGGAUAUCCCGCAGUAUACUCAAGGGUUGCAUCUCUUCCAAUGGGGACUCAUGACAAGGAUGAAAUUUCCAUUGCUGGUAUUACUUUUCUGAAUCUCAGUUUUGACAAACUGUUGCACUCCCAAUAGUUCCCUUGCCCUUGGUCUAAGGAUCUCAUAGUAAGUGGUGUUGCUAAUGCUAAUGCUAAUGCUGUUGUAUUUGACCCCUCAGCGAGGCAGAUCCUUUCUACACUAUCUGGGCACAACAAACAGGUCUCCUUAUUGGCAACAAAUGGUUGAUGCCAUUACCAUAUGCGGGGCGGGGUUCAAAGCCCCUAGUGAGAGUGAUUUGAGGGGACCCAUUUUGUCUCAAAUGGUGGAUGAUGUGAAAAAGGAUUUAGAUGAACAACGCCACAUAUGGAGCACUAAAGGUUGCACCAUCAUGACUGAUGGUUGGACGGAUAGGAGAAAUAGAACUCUCCUUAAUUUUCUUGUUUCUUCCGCAGGGGGCACCAUUUUCAUCAAGUCCAUUGAUGCCUCCGCCCAUUGCAAGAAUGCCACCUACCUAUGUGAGCAGAUAGAGGAGGUGAUUGAAGAUGUGGGUGAGGAGAACGUGGUACAGGUGGUGACCGACAAUGCAGCAAAUUAUGUUGCUGCGGGUAGACUAUUGAUGGAGAGGCACCCAUCUAUAGUUUGGACUCCAUGUGUUGCUCAUUGCAUUGACCUCAUGUUGGAGGAUAUUGGAAAAAUCCCAUGGGUCAAGAGAUGUGUAGAAAGGGCAAGAAAUGUCUGCAAAUUUGUAUAUUCAUGGGUGUUGGCUCUUAUGAGACAAUACACAGAGCAGAAGGAGUUGCAUCGUCUAGGAAUCACAAGAUUUGCCACAAACUUCCUCACAUUGCAGUCCAUGCUUAGGUCUAAGUCUGCCUUGAGACGUAUGAUUGUUGGUGAGGAGUGGUCUUCCUCAUCCUAUGCUACCACCCCUGCAGGGAUAGAGAUGGCAGACUGCAUUUUUUAUGAGCAAGGCUUUUGGGUCCCUUGUGAUGAGAUAGUGAAGUUUGUUAAGCCCUUGGUGGUUUUGUUGCGAGUUGCGGAUGGAGAUAAGCCCGCAAUGGGCUAUAUAUAUGAGGGCAUGGAUAGGGCGAAGGAGGCCAUCAGAUUCGUCUAUGGAGCAGAUGAGAGCAAGUAUGGUCCCAUUUGGGAGAUCAUUGAUAGGAGAUGGCAUCAUCAGCUUCAUAGGCCCAUCCAUGCGGCAGCCUAUUAUCUGAAUCCUGCAUUCCGUUUUAUCCCUUCUUUCAAGGUUGAUGCGGAGGUCCUUAAUGGGCUAUAUGCAAUCAUGGAGAAGAUGGGACCUGUUGGUACUUCUCAGACAGACCUUUUUCGAGAGCUACAGAUGUUCUUAGAUGCACAAGGGGAGACCUUCUCUCGUCCUGUCGCCAAAGACGGUAGGACAACUAUGAUGCCAGAUCAUUGGUGGAACUUUUUUGGCCCAGAGACACCAAAUGUUCAGAAGUUGGCCAUUCGUAUCUUGAGCCAACCAUGCAGUGCAUCAGGUUGUGAGCGCAAUUGGAGUAUGUUUGAGCACAUACACUCCAAGAGGCGCAAUAGAUUAUCUGUGGAGAAGAUGAAUGAUCUCGUCUUUGUUCACUACAACCUCCACCUGAGAAUGAGAAAGAAUGCAACAGUUGACAUGUCUCCUAUCAUUCUAGAUGAGGUUGAUCUUGAAGCAGAGUGGGCCAAUGAGAAUCAGACAGCUCCUGGGACUCCUACAGCUGUAUUUAGUGAUGAUGACAUUGAUUGGAUCGACCAGGUAGAUAUAGAGGCUGAGGCUGUAGCCAUGGCAGAGGAGGAGUAGAGAGCACGAGCAGAGACAGGAAAUACUGAGACUCAGAGUAACACAGCUGUUCCUGAUGUUGGUGAGCAUGACACAGCCGUUCGGCCUGUUCCUGAUGUUGGUGAGCAUGGCAUGGUGUCACGGGGAGCGACUAUGGCUGCUGAAUCAUCCAGGACCUACUUUAAACGCCUUCGCAGGGGGCCAGGGCGAGAGGGUGCACGGCCCUCUGAGCCAUAGGCUUGUACACUUGUAGUUGUAUUUAGUAUUUACUAUUUACCUUUGGUAUUUGUAUGAAACAUUUGAUGAUGAUCAUAUGAUGACAUGGAUUUUUUAUUCCAUGAGUUUUGUAAUAUUGUAUACAUUUGACAAUAUUUAUAUAUCUAUGUUUGUUAUUUU
Messenger RNA from Cryptomeria japonica (Japanese cedar), 3816 nucleotides. RefSeq lists its product as uncharacterized. NCBI's taxonomy places the organism in Eukaryota, Viridiplantae, Streptophyta, Pinopsida, Cupressales, Cupressaceae. Bases 1786 to 3441 code for a protein of 551 amino acids. Gene Ontology annotation, molecular function: protein dimerization activity. The transcript has 10 exons. The record is from RefSeq and is a predicted model, not a curated record.